CUAAAUAUGUGCCAUGCAAGCGCAUCGCCCAGAAGUCACUGGCGUACAUGUGCGUGCAGUUCUGAUAAAUGCAAUGAAAAAGGCAUUGAGGAUUUGCUGGCAAAGUAUUUCGAAGGCGAACGCGAAGAGACAACCACCUAUGGGCUUGAAAACGUCGAAAAAGAUUUUUUAAUUAUAUGGGAGGGAUAA
Messenger RNA from Gongylonema pulchrum, 189 nucleotides. NCBI's taxonomy places the organism in Eukaryota, Metazoa, Nematoda, Chromadorea, Rhabditida, Gongylonematidae. The record is from the annotation of a GenBank genome assembly.